AUGCCUGCCACCACUGGCGGCAUCCCCUGGAAUCAGGAUGCCGAGUCGCUCUUCCGCUCAAACCCCAUCUCUGAGAUCCGUGCUGUGGAGGCCGCCACCCGGAAGCAAAUCCAGGCCAAGAGCGAGGAGCUCCGGCAGCUGGUCGGAAACCGCUACCGUGACCUCAUCGACUCUGCCGACUCCAUUGUCGCCAUGAAGUCAUCUUGCGAGUCCAUCUCCGCCAACAAUACUACAAUCCACAGCGCCAUCCUCCACUCUCUCUUCUCCCCCGACGCUAUCUCACAUUCCCCCGUGCACCUGCUGGGACCCGUGCUUACGGGAUGGCAAGCCGGAUCAAAGAACAUCUGGGGAUGCCUUGAUGAGUCAAUGUUCCUCGAGUCCUCUGCCCGUUACAUUCGGGCUAAGCUUGUGCACUCCAACCUGCUUGGAUCCAAGGAAAGCAAGAAAGUGCUUUCUAAUUUCCCUCUGCUUCAGCACCAGUGGCAGAUAGUCGAGGGCUUCAAGGCUCAGAUCUCGCAGAGGAGCCGCGAGCGGCUUCUGGACCAGACGAUUAGUCAUGGAAUAAGUGCUUAUGCAGAUGCCUUGGCUGCUGUGGCCAUCACGGACGAGGUCGAGCCAAAGCAGGUCUUGACUCUGUUUUUGGACUCGAGAAAAUCGAUCAUUUGGCAGAAGCUGAGUGCGUGCGGCCGUGAUGAGGGUGCGGCUAGUUCUGGAGUGAUCUCUGCCUUGUGUGAUGUCCUGAAGGUGAUUCAGAUCACAGUAUGUCAGGUGGGGGAAUUGUUCCUGCAGGUGUUGAAUGACAUGCCUUUGUUUUAUAAGACCAUUCUGGAUACCCCUCCGGCUUCCCAGUUGUUUGGGGGCAUACCCAACCCAGAUGAUGAGGUGAAGCUUUGGAAUCUGUUCAAGGAGAAGCUGGAGUCCAAUAUGGUGCUGUUGGGCCGGGAUUUUGUUUCCGUGACUUGUUCCGACUGGCUUAGGAAAUGCGGGAAGGAGAUCACGAGCAAGAUCGGUGGCAGGCACUUGAUUGAUGUGGUCAGGAGUGGUUUUGAACUUUCUAUGGCCGAGAAAUUGAUAAGGGAAACCAUGGACAGCAAACAGGUCUUGGAAGGUAGCUUGGAGUGGUUGAAGAGUGUUUUUGGCUCCGAGAUUGAGCUGCCGUGGAAAAGGACUCGUGAGCUUGUCUUGGGAGAGGACUCGGAUAUAUGGGACGAUAUCUUUGAGGAUGCUUUUGCUCAGAGGAUGAGAGGGAUUAUAGAUUCAAAAUUUGAGGAGUUGGAUAGAGUUGUUGAUGUGGUGGAGUCAGUUCGAUCAAUAUCUAAACCUCCUGGUGAUCAUGUUGUUUCUGAAGAUUACUUGAAUAGAUUUCAAAGUACUGGUGGGGUUUGGUUCAUGAAUCCCACUGGCAAAACCUCUAAGUUCUAUUCCUGGCACGAAAUUGCCCCCGUCUCAAGAAACACUUAUUUUGGCCCCGAAGCGAGCCGGAUAAAAGAUGCCGUGGAUAGUUGUUGUCAGGAUGUUCUUAAGGAUCUCCUCAGUUUCCUGGAGUCGCCAAACGCGCCACGUAGGUUGAGGGAUUUGGCGCCAUAUGUGCAAAACAAGUGCUCUGAAAGUCUGUCAGCCAUAUUAAAACAACUCAAGAGUGAACUUGACCACCUACACAGUGAUCUAGAAAAUGAGAGUAAAGAUGAAAAGUCCUCACUUUCUUCAGCUAUACUCGUCGAGCGAUCAUUAUUUAUUGGGAGACUUCUGUUUGCUUUUCAGAAGCACGCUAGAUAUAUAUCAGUGCUACUUGGUUCGCCUAGGUCAUGGGUGAGUGAAGCUUCGGCUGCUACUCCAUCCCCGAUUGGCUCGAAGAAUAUUAGGGUGGCCAGUGAACAAGAAAUGAUUGAUAGCCAUGGGAGCACGAAACAGGCUUCACUAGUGACUGGUGCACUAUUCGGAGCGGAUGACAGGUUAAGCCCACAUCUUGAAGAACUAAGGCAGACAACCCAAGAUCUUUGCAUCAUAGCUUACAAUCUAAAUCUGAAACGAGAUGAUGCCUUGUCAUCAACUGCUCCAGUCAGAGGUUGGGAAGAGACUGUAGUCAAGCCGCAAGAACAUUCAAGUGACGUCCAGUCAGAGAUGAAGAUAUCUCUUCCUUCGAUGCCUUCUCUAUACGUGACUUCAUUUUUGUUUUUUGCAUGUGAAGAGAUUCAUCGUGUCGGUGGACAUGUACUUGAUAAAGCAAUUCUGCAGAACUUUGCCACCAAGCUUUUUGAUAAGGUUCAUGGGAUUUAUGAUGACUUCCUGUCAGCUGAAGUUCUUAGGUCACAAGUGUCAGACAAAGGUGUUUUACAAGUAUUAUUUGAUUUAAAAUUUGCUUCUGAUAUCCUGUCUGGGGGCGAUUUCCAUGCAAAUAAGGAGGCAUCUGAAAUCACAAGCGUGAAAUCUCCUUAUAGAAGGAAGCAGAAAACAGAGUCACAAAAUUCAUUAAUAGGACAACGCACUAAGGAGUUAGUGAAUCGCCUUUCACAAAGGCUGGAUCCCAUAGAUUGUCUGACGUAUGAGCCAUAUCUUUGGAAGAACGAGAGACAGGCGUACCUUAGACAUGGUGUCCUCUUUGGUUUCUUUGUGCAACUUAAUAGAAUACAUACAGACUCUGUACAGAAGCUCCCCACUAACUCCGAAUCAAACAUCAUGCGUUGUUCUAUAGUGCCUCGAUUCAAGUACCUUCCCAUCAGUGCUCCAGCAUUAUCCAUGAGGAAUGCGGCCAGAACCUCUAUGUCGACAUCCGCGGAUGAUGCUUACUUGAGGAAUUCAUGGAAAAGUUACAAAAAUGACGAGAUGUCUCAAAGUUCUGAUGUUGAGGAUGACUCUAGUUUAGGGGUGGCUGCACAUUACGGCAGCUGGACUCCUUUCAUCCUUAACUGCCACCAGAUCAGAUUAUUAACUGGCCCAUCAGAAACAGUUCACUGGAUUACGCAGAGUAGCAGAUUUUCGGCUGCGGGUUUGCAUUCUAGAGGACACCGGAUAUGGGAAGCUGCAAUGGAUAAAUUGAUGUCUAAAGGCGCUAUUUUGACCAAGUGUUUCUAUUUCGCGGGCGGGCCUGUGAAAACUCUAUAUGUGCUGGGGGCUUAUAAAAGGCAAUGCCAUGAUUCCAACAGUCCUCCGGUGACCGGAAAUUCUCCGGCGACAGGUCACCGACGAGAACUUCAUCAUGAAGCACACCAUGUCGGACGUCCUGUCCAUGGCCAACGCCUGCUCGAGGACCAGCGGCUAGCAAUUCUUUAU
Striga asiatica is the source of this 3270-nucleotide messenger RNA. The record is from the annotation of a GenBank genome assembly. NCBI's taxonomy places the organism in Eukaryota, Viridiplantae, Streptophyta, Magnoliopsida, Lamiales, Orobanchaceae.